CUCCAUUUGAACUUCACAGAAGUUGGAUUGAAGAGACGGAGGAAGAUAGAGAAGCUGGAGCUGGUGGUGGUACUAUAGUAGGAGUUGUUAGUGAUGGAGGAGGAGGAGAAGAACUGUUGCUCGACGCAGCUAAUCGACGGCAACGGCGAAUUUAACUUUGUUGGUUUGGAGAAGUUCAUGAAAGCUAUGAAGUUUUCUCAGUGCGGCCUCUCCUAUGCUGUUGUCGCAAUUAUGGGACCUCAGAGCAGUGGGAAGAGUACUCUGUUAAACCAUCUAUUCUAUACAAACUUCAGGGAGAUGGAUGCUUUUAAGGGAAGGAGUCAAACUACAAAGGGCAUUUGGAUAGCAAAGGCAGUGGGUAUCGAGCCCUUUACAGUAGUGAUGGAUUUGGAGGGCACUGAUGGCCGCGAGAGGGGCGAGGAUGACACAACAUUUGAGAAGCAGAGUGCACUAUUUGCUUUGGCUGUUGCAGAUGUUGUUGUAAUAAACAUGUGGUGCCAUGACAUUGGUCGAGAGCAGGCUUCCAAUAAACCACUUCUGAAAAUUGUAUUUCAGGUUAUGAUGCGCCUGUUUAGUCCGCGAAAAACGACACUUCUAUUCGUUAUACGUGAUAAAACAAAGACACCUUUCGAAUAUUUGGAACCUAUCCUGAGGGAGGACAUUCAAAAGAUAUGGGAUACAGUUUCAAAGCCUCUGGCCCACAUGGACACCCCUCUCAGUGAAUUUUUCAAUGUUGAAGUCACUGCCUUAUCCAGCUUUGAAGAGAGGGAAGAACAAUUUAAAGAGCAGGUUGCACAACUAAGGCAGCGGUUUUUCAAUUCCAUAUAUCCAGGAGGGAUUGCUGGUGACAGAAGAGCUGUUGUUCCUGCCUCUGGAUUUUCUUUUAGUACACAACAGAUAUGGAAAGUUAUUAAAGAAAAUAGGGAUCUUGAUCUCCCAGCCCACAAGGUCAUGGUUGCUACAGUACGAUGUGAAGAGAUUGCAAAUGAGAAGUUCAGUCUAUUGGCAUCUGAUGAGGAUUGGUUGGCUUUGGAGCAAGCAGUCCAUGCUGGUCCAGUUCAGGGUUUUGGGAGGAAGCUGAGCUCAAUCUUGGAUGCAUAUCUAUCUGAAUAUGAUAUGGAGGCUGUCUACUUUGAAGAAGGUGUCAGAAAUGCCAAGCGUCUGCUGCUGAAGUCAAAAGCAUUACAGUUGGUCCAUCCUGCUUACAUUACUUUGUUGGGGCAUCUGCGUUCUAGUGCACUUAUGAAUUUCAAAAUUCAACUUGAGCAAAAAUUAUCUAGAGGAGAAGGGUUUGUGGCUUCUGUUAAUAGUUGUAUGCAAUCCUCAACGCUCGAGUUUGACAAGGGUUGUUCAGAUGCUGUGAUAAAGCAUGCUGAUUGGGAUGCAUCUAAAAUUCGUGAGAAGCUUCAACGUGAUAUGCAGGCUCAUGCAUCUUCUGUUCGUGCUGAAAAGUUGUCACAACUGAUUGCUAAAUUUGAGAAACAACUUAGUGCAAGACUUGGUGAACCAGUGGAAUCCCUUUUUGACACUGGUGGCAAAGACACGUGGGCUUCAAUAAGAAGGCUUCUGAGACGUGAGGCAGACGGAGCUGUAUCAGGCUUUUCCACAGCCGCUGCUGGUUUCGAACUGGAUCAGGAAGGAUUUGGCAAAAUGGUCCAGAAUUUGAGGGACUAUGCUAGAAGUGUUGUCGUUAAGGAAGCUAGAGAGCAAGCUGGGAAAGCUGUUAUUCAUAUGAAGGACAAGUUUACAAUGGUUUUCAACCAUGAUAAUGAUUCAUUGCCAAGGGUAUGGACUGGGAAGGAGGACAUUAAAGCAAUUACACAUGAGGCACGCUCUGCGGCUGUCAGCAUUUUGUCAGUGUUGGCUGCUGUACGCUUGGAUGAGAAACCAGAUAAGAUAGAGAAUGUCCUGUCCUCUAUGCUUAUUGAUGGCUCGGUUGCCAUAUCUUCCCGGAGUAGAGGUGCUGGAAUUAUUGGAGAUCCUCUUGCCUCAAGCACAUGGGAAGGGGUGCCCCCUGAGAACACACUAAUUAGUCCAGUGCAGUGCAAGUCUAUAUGGAGAACAUUUACUGCAGAAACAGAAUAUGUGGUUACACAAGCUAUAUCUGCACGGGAGGCAUACAAGCGCAGCAAUAAUUGGCUACCUCCUGCUUGGGCUAUCAUGGCAAUGGCUGUGCUUGGAUUUAAUGAGUUCAUGUUUCUUUUGAGAAAUCCUCUUUACAUGCUGGCCCUGUUUGUUAUAUAUUUAUUUGGGAGAGCCAUAUGGGAACAGAUGGACAUUCCUGGGGAGUUUCGAAAUGGCACCAUGGCUGGACUAAUUUCCGUCGCUUCAAGGUUCUUUCCUACAGUUAUGAUUCUUCUGAGGCAACUCGCUGCCAAAGCUCAAGGGCACCCAGCUCAUGAACCAGCCAGACACACUCAAACUCUAGCUUCUCAGAGUUUCAGAAGUCAGACGCCAACACGCACCUCAACAUCUACUUCAACUAUGGAUUCAUCUGUUUCUUCCAACGAUUCAAGUGAAACUGGUGUUGAGUACUCGAGUCCUCAGCUAACUCGCAGAAGAGUAACAAAUGUGGAACACGAGGAGUUUUCUUGAUCCAAAAGUUCGUAUUCUGACACUUCUAUGUAUAAUUUGUUAUGUUUAUAGAAUAAAUGCUUCCAGUUUCCUGUAUUUUUCCA
Messenger RNA from Coffea arabica (coffee), 2678 nucleotides. RefSeq names its product protein ROOT HAIR DEFECTIVE 3 homolog 2. The record is from RefSeq and is a predicted model, not a curated record. Gene Ontology annotation, molecular function: GTP binding; GTPase activity. Gene Ontology annotation, cellular component: endoplasmic reticulum. Gene Ontology annotation, biological process: endoplasmic reticulum membrane fusion. NCBI's taxonomy places the organism in Eukaryota, Viridiplantae, Streptophyta, Magnoliopsida, Gentianales, Rubiaceae.